Molecule: messenger RNA, 2823 nt
Organism: Babesia ovata
Lineage: Eukaryota; Apicomplexa; Aconoidasida; Piroplasmida; Babesiidae
Product: transcriptional elongation factor FACT140, putative
Exons: 5
Coding region: 1-2823 (940 amino acids)
Biological process (GO): transcription elongation by RNA polymerase II; positive regulation of transcription elongation by RNA polymerase II
Cellular component (GO): FACT complex
Molecular function (GO): nucleosome binding
Source: RefSeq, a predicted model, not a curated record
AUGUACCUGGAGCCCAUACGGCAGCACCACGAGAAGCUGGUUAUUAUGCAGCGGUCACCUGACAAGUCGGAUGCGGAGUACGUGUCUGGGAUAUUCGAGAAGUUCAAGGAUCCGGUUUUGGGUGUGAUUGAUGGCACCAAACCCACGGGAGCCUUUUCGGACAAGUGCCUAGAGGCCGUUGCUUCCUUCUCAACCGUCGACGUUACCUUUGAGGUCACCAACAUGAUGUGCAUCCGCACUAAGAUAGAGCUGGAGGCGCAGAAGCAGGCUGCGCAGUUUGCGUGCGCCGUGAUGAAGUCCCAGCUGAUCAACCAGAUCGAGAACAUCCUCGACUCCGAAGCCAAGAAGUCGCACUCCAAAAUUGUUUCCGAAGCCUUGAAUGUGCACACUGACGUUAGAUUCUUGGAGAAGAUGCAGAAGAAGUACAACAUGAACCCUGCAGAGACUGAGGUGAUUUACAGCAACGUCCAGAGUGGUAAUUCGUUCAACCUCGGCAUCGGAGUACCGCCCGAUGAGUCAACGCUUUCUCACAGCCCCGGUGCCAUCAUAGUCUCUGUCUGUUCGAAAUACUCCGAGCUGUGCGCGUGCAUCACACGUACCCUUCUUCUCGACGGCACAUCGAAGCACAAGGAUGCGUAUGCGUUUGCUGUGAAGGCGUUUGACUACGCUUUGAGCAAGAUCAAGCCAGGCGUGACGUUUGGUUCAGUCUAUGACGAAGUACAAAAGUUUGUGGCGAAGGAGAAGCCGGAGUUCGCGGACAACCUGCUGCGUUCCUUGGGUCACACCAUGGGUCUAGAGUUCAAGGACGCCAAAUUCACGCUAGUUAGCGGUAACGAAAAGUGCACGAUAUCGAGCGGCAUGGUGUUCCACGUUUCUUUGGGGUUCGGCCACCUGGUUGAGGGCGGUAAGGAGUUUGCCGUCUGGAUCGGUGACACGGUGGAGGUGACGCCCGAGGGGGCGGUGGUGCUGACAGCCAACGUUAGCAAGAGCUUGGAGAACAUAUCGUAUGAGUUGGAGGAGGAAGAGGAGGAGCCGGUGGAGACCUCCGAGACCAAGCCCCAGAAGCAGCCUGGCGUGUCGUCCGAAUUGCUUCGUGAUGCCGACAGCGUUAUAUUGAAGGAGCGCCUGCGUCGUCGUGACCGCGGUGGUCAGAACCAGGUGUCCGAGGCCGAGAUGAAGGCACGUUUGGACCGACAGCUACAGCUCCGUAAGGCGAAGGUGGCCGCUAUAGUUGAGCGCGUGAAGACUGAGGGUGGUCUGGCCGGUACCUCCAAGCAGCGCUCAGUGGUAAAGAUGGACAAGAUGCGCAGUUUUUCCUCCCCGAACUCGUUUUCCACUGACCUUGUGCCGCGGCAGAUUUAUGUUGAUGUCCGCAAUGAGGUGAUCAUGCUGCCAAUAAACGGCUACCACCUUCCCUUCAGCAUCAUGACCGUCAAGAACGCUUCCUGCAACUCCGACGACAACCAGACCUACACCCUACGUAUAAACUUCCAGGUCCCCGGCUCUCACACGUUCAGUUCGAAGAAUGACGUCAACCCGCUGCCCGAUAUAAACGCUGAAAAUGCGAUAUUUGUGAAGGAGGUCAUGUACCGUUCCUCUGACUCCAAGCACAUCCAGAACGUGUUCCGCUCUAUUAAGGAUCUGAUCAAGCAAGUAAAACAACGUGAAACGGAUGCCGAUGCCCACUUGGUGCUCGCUGAGCAGGAGAAGCUGCAGCUGAACAAGACCGGUCGCCGUAUAGUGCUCAAGGACCUGAUGGUGCGUCCCAACAUCCACGGCGCUCGCCGCAUCAUCGGAUUCCUGGAGGCUCACCACAACGGUCUGCGUUACGUGGUUAACACGCGUGACCGUGUCGACCACAUUGACAUAUCCUACUCCAACGUCCGCCACGCGAUCUUCCAGCCAUGUGAGCGCGAGUUGAUUGUCCUGCUCCACUUCCACCUCAAGUCCCCCAUUAUGGUGGGCAAGCGCAAGUCGAUAGACGUCCAGUUCUACUGCGAGGUGGGCACCCAGAUCGACGAUUUGGAUAACCGCCGCGGCCGUUCGUACAACGACCCCGACGAGACGCUGGAGGAGAUGCGCGAUCGUGAGAUGAAGCGCCGUUUAAAUGCGGACUUCAAGCAGUUCAUGACACAGCUUCAGGAGAUGUCCAGUUUGGUGUUCGACAUGCCCUACCGUGAGCUGAUGUUCAGUGGUGUCCCGUCCAAGUCCAACGUGGUGAUCUUCCCAACGGCCCACUGUUUGGUGAACUUGGUUGAGUGGCCGCCAUUCGUGUUGACUCUUGAUGAUGUUGAAAUAGUGUCACUGGAGCGUGUGCAGCACGGUUUGCGCAACUUUGACAUGGUGCUCGUGAACAAAGACUAUUCGAAACCCGUGAGGCGUAUCGACCUGAUUCCGGUGGAGUACCUGGACACCCUGAAAAGUUGGUUGAACGAGCUGGAUAUGGUCUGGUACGAGGGUAAAAACAACCUGCAGUGGACCAACAUUUUACGCACGAUCCUGGAGGACGUGGAUGCCUUUGUGGAGAAUGGUGCUUUCGACGGCUUCCUUGGCGAGUCGGAGGGCGAUGAUGAGUCCGUGGACGACGAAGACGAGGAGUACGAGAACGAAUCCGACGAGGAGGUCGAGGAAGACAGCGAGGAGGAAUACAGCGAAGACGACGAGUCCCUUGCCGACGAAGAUGAAGAGGAUGAAGACGAGGCCUACGACGAAGAGGAGGAAGAGGGCCUCUCAUGGGACGAGAUGGAGGAGUUCGCGAAGAAGGAAGACGACCGCAACCGUUACGAUGACGAUUCUCACCACCGGCGCAAACGUCGUCGCUAA